This is a messenger RNA of Funneliformis mosseae, 1365 nucleotides long. NCBI's taxonomy places the organism in Eukaryota, Fungi, Glomeromycota, Glomeromycetes, Glomerales, Glomeraceae. The record is from the annotation of a GenBank genome assembly.
AUGAGACUUAGAAAGGAUGUUAGAGAAAACUUGAAAGAGCCUGAUUAUUGGCAAAACGUCACCAAACCAAGUUUAAUUGAUUUCUUGAAAUAUCGCAAGACCAAAGUUCAUGAAAAGGUUGAUAAAAAUAAUGAAAUACUUCGGUAUAAACAUGAUUUAAAGCAGAUAGGAAGGCAUUAUAAAUACGGAAGUAAAGCAAAGGUCGUAAAAGUCGCUAAGCUUAAUUUAAAGGAUGAAUUAAUUUCAUCUGAAGUAAUUGAAUUUUGGAGAUUGCAAGAAAUUCAGAACGAGGUCGAAUUAGAACAGCAGACCGAUGAAUCAGAUAUGGAUGAAUUAAUAUCAUCUGAAGAAAUUCAGAACGAAAUUGAAAUAGAACAGCAAACUGAUAAUUUAGAUAAGAUAAAGAUCCAUGGAAUUCUCAAAAAAGAAAUUCUGGUUGAACGUAACGUUAAAAGCAUCAUUGAUGCUUUUGAACUUUAUAAGGAUAACAGUAAUGAUGAUGAUGUAUCAACAGAAGGAAUAAUGGACCUUACACACAAAAGUCGUUUCGUUCGGCAACUUCCCGAAGAUGUUUAUAAAAGUUUUCUUGAAUCAUUAAAUCAAUAUGAUCAAUUAAUCCCGGAUGAAACGCACAAAUUUCUGGUUGAUUUUUUUUCACAAAAAUUAACUUAUAAGCAGUGGUCAAAUGCUGUAGAUAAUUUGAAUAUCAAAGAGUACAAGGAAGAGACCACUAAAAUGAUAAUAAAGAUAAUUACUAGAUCACUUGAUAAUUUCUUGCAAGCUUUCGCCUUGGAACAUAUGAAUCCACUCCAUAAUAUCGAAGCUCUUGAACAACCUCAUCUUAAUGACUAUAUACACCCGUGUAUAAAGUCAGCUUUAUGGAGUUGUGCUGACAUUUAUUAUACUUCCGGCGAAAUUCCAUCAAUAAAUCAUAUCAACCGACAAAAGGGAGAUGGCGUUGGGUUUACGAUCGACUCUAACAAAUAUCAGCUUGUUUACGUUGAAGGUUCACGCCCUUAUAAAGUUAAAGCAAGCAAAGAACUUGAUGAUAGAAAUAAAAUAAUCAAGAACCUCAAAAAUAUGUUAUUAAACAUUGUUAAAGAUCGGGUGGAGAAGAGGAAAUUGAUAAUACCGGAUAUGGAAGUUUUUGGUGUUGCUAGUAUAAAACUUAACAUACAUUUGUAUGCUCUUGGUUUUACCGGUUAUUAUUAUAUCAAAGAAAUCGACAACGCCACAAUUCCAAGAGAUUUCUCGGAAAUGGAAGAAUUUAUUUUUUUUUACGAGUCAAUUUUAAAAUGGGCUCUUUCGGUAAAAGCUUGCUUUGAAAAGUUAUCGGAUAAAUCGUUAAAAACACGCGACUUUUAG